This is a messenger RNA of Colletotrichum acutatum, 977 nucleotides long. Its product is annotated as short-chain dehydrogenase. NCBI's taxonomy places the organism in Eukaryota, Fungi, Ascomycota, Sordariomycetes, Glomerellales, Glomerellaceae. The coding region runs from base 203 to 946 and encodes 247 amino acids. The transcript is spliced from 5 exons. The record is from RefSeq and is a predicted model, not a curated record.
AUCCGAGCAAUGGUCUAAUCUCACAAUGCCGGGCCGACCACAUGCAAGCCUCAAUAAGACAUAAAGCCACCGAACCCCUCAUCUGCUCGCCGUGUAGUAGUUGCAUUUCACAGCGUCUCAAUUUACUUCAUAAUCUCUAAUUGAUAAGCAUCUUGAAAACACUACUCCAAAGUCAAAGAUAUACCCAAACGUCUGAUUAAAUAUGGCCUCCAAGUCAUUCUACGCAAUCAUCUCCGGAGCGGGUUCCGGCACUGGCCGCGCAGCAGCCGUCCGCUUCGCCAAGGCGUACCCGGUCGUGCUCCUCGCCCGUAAGCCAGAGAGCUACAACGCAAUCGUGGACGAGAUCAAGCAGGCCGGCGGCCAAGCCUUCGGCAUCACGGCCGAUGCUACAGACGAGGCUGCCGUCAACGCCGCUUUCGAGACGAUCAAGAAGGAGCUCCCCGGAAGCAAGCUCGCUGCCGCAAUUUACAAUGUCAACGCUGGCUUUUCCCGCAAGCCGUUCCUUGAGCUCAAGCGGGAGGAGCUUGACCUCAGUCUUGACGCCGCGCCUAAGGGGUUCUUCACAUUCGCGCAAAAGACGCUUCCACUGUUGCUCGAGUCGGUGUCCGGUUCCCCUCACCCGCCGUCUUUGAUCAUCACUGGGGCCACAGCAUCCAUCAAAGGCAGCGCAUUGUUUGGAGGGUUUGCGGCAGGCAAGUUCGCCCUCCGCGCCCUAGGCCAAUCUCUGGCACGCGAGUUCGGUCCGCAGGGAGUCCAUGUGUCACACGCCAUCAUCGAUGGAGGCAUCGACACCCCUUGGGGUAAGGCCUAUGCUGCCAACGAUGGCGUAGAAGACGGGAAGAUUUCACCGGAUGCUAUUGCUGAUGCCUACUGGUACCUACACACGCAACACCGCUCCGCAUUUAGUCAGGAGAUUGACAUCAGACCGUACGUGGAAAAGUUUUGAGCAAACGAGCGGCACUGGAACUGGAGACGUU